Molecule: messenger RNA, 2398 nt
Organism: Helianthus annuus (common sunflower)
Lineage: Eukaryota; Viridiplantae; Streptophyta; Magnoliopsida; Asterales; Asteraceae
Product: RING finger protein 10
Exons: 9
Coding region: 84-2198 (704 amino acids)
Biological process (GO): positive regulation of transcription by RNA polymerase II
Molecular function (GO): metal ion binding; transcription cis-regulatory region binding
Source: RefSeq, a predicted model, not a curated record
CAACCUCAUACAUACAUAAAUCCUCAUCUCGAACACGAUUUUUGGCACCCUAACAAAAUCACAAGCCUUUUUCGCUAAAUUUCAUGUCCAUCUUGCCCUCUCAAAAUCUUGGUUCAUCGUCGUCUUCUUCUCACAUUCACUCUCAAAACCCUAAUCUUCUUAAUCAUGGAUCCGAUCUCCCUCAACCCGACCCAUCACACACCCUCCAAUCUCUUCAUAUCUCCGAUCCUGCUGAUUCGCAGGAUAAUUUCACAGAGUCAGUGUCUCCAACACCCGAGCCUUCUGGUGGAUCUUCCAAAAAGGUGAAAGAACUACCCGGCAAGAAGAUUCCAGCCCGCCAAAAAUUUGGUGCACAUUAUCAACACAAUGGCUCAGGCCAAUCCAGUAUGGGGUUUCCUGAACGUAGAGGCUCACCUGGCAGCCAUCAGAGACAUCGGUCUAAUCAAGCGGGGACCCCGUCAUCAGCAGGAAGAAAAUCGCAGGGAGUUAACGCUAAUCACUUGCUGAAUUUUCACUAUGAUCCCAUUUCUCGUCCUCAGGCCAGAACCAAUCCUCCAAGAAGAUUACCGAAACGAAAGCCUUACAAUAAAGAUUUGUUUCUUCAAGCAAAUUAUAAAUUUGUCUUGUUAGAUUCCGGCAACCGUGGUCCUGAGUCCAUGGAUCCAGAUAAGAUGUUGCAAUGGGAGGAUAUUGUAUGUUUGAAGUAUUUCACUCCGCACCCUACAACAUGUCCGAUAUGUUUGGAGGAGCUUUUGUGUCCACAGAUGACGUCAUGUGGUCAUAUCUUCUGUUUCCCGUGUAUAUUGCAAUACUUUUUGAUUGGUGAAGAUGAUGAUAAACGCGAGUGUUGGAAGAAAUGUCCGUUAUGUUUCAUGAUGAUAUCAUCGAAAGACUUGUAUACUAUCUACAUUGAGAAUGUCAAGCAGCAUUGUGUUGGAGAUGUUAUUGAGUUUAUGCUCCUAACGCGUGAUAAAGAUUCGUUAACUCUUACGGCGAAACAGAAAGAAAGUGUUGAGGAACAUGAGGAAGUUUAUGACGCGUUUUCGAAGUUCACUUUUACCGCGGAUGCUGAGCUGGCGGUUAGGAAAGCCAUGUCGGAGCUAGAUAGUUGGCUUGCUAGAGCGGAAUCAGGGCUUGUUGAUGACCUGGAAAGGCUUCCGUACGUCUGUGCUGCAAUGGAACAACUUGAAGAAAGAAAAAAAAAUUGGAAGGAAAGAAGGAAUAUUGAUGGGGCCCACUCCCGUAACAAUGGUUCUUUUCACACGGGUUCUCCAUCAAAGUCAAAUUUUGGUAUUAGUAUUAGUGAUGAAUCAUUUAUUGCGAGUGGCUCGAAAUCGGUUGAUGUUAAUGAACCUUUGAUGGAUCAAACUGCUGCUGUGGAUGAACUGAUUGAUGGGCAAGGUGAAAUCUUGUCGUCUUCAUAUGAGGAUAACAAGGGUAUGCAAAUGCCAUCUGAUAGUUUUGCCGAUAAGAAGAUGAAAGGAUCAUAUGACUUCUAUCAGGCAGCUGAUGGUCAGCACCUUAUACUCCAUCCAUUAAACAUGAGGUGUCUUGUGCACCAUUAUGGAAGCCAUGAUAGGCUUCCUCAAAGGAUUAGCGGCAAGAUUUUGCAAUUGGAGACAAUCACACAAUCAGAAGCCAUGAGGAGGCGAUAUCGCUACCUGAGUCAUUUUUCUUUAACAACGACAUUUCAGCUUUGUGAAAUCGAUCUCUCGGGAAUAUUGCCUGCCAGUUCACUUUCUCCAUUUGAGGAUGAGUUGAAAAAUAGGGAAAAACACAGGAAGCGUGUUGCCAGAAAGGAGCACGCGGAAAAAGUUAAAGCAGAAGCUGCUGCUGCUGCAAAGCAUGUGCCAGUAGUAUACGAUACACAAACUUCCUAUGAUUAUUUACCUGCAUUCUCCUUGGAUGACUUUGAAGCUUUGGGAAGUUCAUCAUCAAACCCUCCAACAAUGGUGGAUAGACCGCUGUUCUCAAAUGUUACUAGGCUUGGUUUUGCCGCAGCGCAUGAUUCUCCUACUCUUAGAACAGAGGAAGCGCACGUAUCAAGUGGUUUUUCAACUGGUUCGCAGACGACAUCUUUUGCAAAUGUUAUAUCGCGAGUAAAACCUGUGGAAGUUAGCAAGGCGAGUGAGACGGGGAAGAAAGGGAAGAAGGCUAGUAAAGUACUGUUAUCAACCUCGGGUGGUCGUCGAUAUUAAUAUAAUAGGGGACAAGAAGUAAAUAAAUAGAUAAUCAGGUUGAUUUUGUAUUCGUUUUGGUUCAUGUGUUAUGGACUUGAAUCUCAGCAGGAUAAAAAAAGACAUGUUUGUCUACUGAACAUUUAUGAAGUUGUAAUUGUUUGUGUUGUUUAGUAAAAUACUAUAAUGCCUGAUGUCAUGCUUAAUUAGCAUCUUUUUUU